AUGGCAGAUCUAGUUCUUUCUGCCUUCAUGCAGGUUGUAUUCGAGCAACUAGCCUCCCCCUUGGUUGAAGAGUUUGGACUGAUCCAUGGAGUCAAAAAACAGCUCAAGAGACUUUCACGUAUCCUCGUAAAGAUCCGAGCAGUUAUCAAUGAUGCAGAAGAAAGACAGAUACAAGAAGAAGCAGUACGAGGGUUCUUCUCUUCCUUGAGUCCCAACCAUCUUCUUUUUCAAAUUGAUAUUGCAUCAAAGAUUGAUGAGGUUAUUGAGAAGUUAGAGGAUAUAGCCAGGGAAAAAGAGGGUCUGUAUCUAAAAGGAGGAGUUGUACCUGUAGCUACUCAUCCUAAGGCUAGAGGGAGGAGGUCACAAACCAGUUCCUUGGUUGAUGAACAAUCUAUAUUUGGAAGAACAGAUGAUAGAGAGAUGCUACUUUCUUUGGUGCCAGUUGAUUUCGAAGCCACUAGUGAAGCUAGAAAACUAAGAAGUUUGUUUCUCUUGGGUGGAUAUCGAUACAACAUCAAGAAAAUUCCCCAUCAAUUAUUCCAGAAGCUGAAAUUCUUGCGCUCGCUGAAUUUAAGUCACACUUGCAUAACUGAGUUGCCAAGUUCGAUUGGAAACUUGAUGCACUUGCGGUAUCUUGACCUCUCUUGGAGCUGUAUCCGAAGACUGCCUGAGUCUAUUGGUGACCUAUGCAAUCUACAGACACUGAACUUAAGAAAAUGCAUCGAGCUUCACUGUUUGCCAGAUAAUAUCAGCAGAUUGAUUAAUCUGAGACAUUUUGAUGUUUCCUCUGGUACAGCUUUGCUAAAGAUUCUCCCAUUUUCUGAUUGCCGGCUUCUGGACUUACCAAAAUGCAUCAAGAACCUCAUCAAUCUUCGUGAUAUUGAUAUUUCUAUUGGGACGAGUUUUCAGAAUAUCCUUCCCUUCGCCGAAAAUCAGUCUUGUUUUGAUUUCCUCUCACGGAUGGUCUCAUCACCACCAGGAAUGGGGCGGUUAACAUGCCUCCAAACGUUAUCCAAUUUUGUUAUCUCUAAAAGGAAUGGAUGCGGUGUGGAAGAGUUGAAGAAUAUGGUGGAUCUCAGAGGGACACUUGGUAUUUCAAAGCUUGAGAAUGUAACUUCUGCGUCGAAUGCCAAGGAGGCUGAUCUGAAGAGCAAGCAUCGUAUUCACAAGUUGACGUUACAAUGGAGUGAAGAAAGUCUCUACAGCACACAGAGUGAAGCAUUCACUGAGCAGGUAUUGGAAUAUCUUCAACCUCACAAAAAUAUCAGGGGCUUGAGGAUUUCUAACUUUGGGGGUAGGAUGUUACCAAGCUGGAUGAAUUGUGUUUCACUCUCAAAUCUAGUCUCCAUUUGUUUGUUCAAUUUUCACAAGUGUGAAAGUCUUCCACGGCUCUGGCAGCUACCAUCACUCAAAGAUCUCAAAAUCCAUGGUUUUCAUGGUUUGACACAUAUAGGCCAUGAUUUCUACGGGGAUGGUGAUGUUGUUGGAUUCCGAUAUCUAGAAAAGCUUGAGAUAAAGGAUAUGCCUAACUUGGAGCACUGGUCUGGAGUGAAACCUGGUGAAAUCUCCUGCCUUAGUGAAAUAACAAUGUGGGAUUGUCCAAAAAUGAAUGAGAUGCCAGAUCUCCCAAGCACACUUAAAGUUUUGGAAAUAGCUAAUUGUAAGGGAAUUGAGUCUUUUCCCACGAUCUAUUCCAUCCAGAACCUAGUACUUGGCCAGUGCAAUGAGGUGAUACUGAAUUCAUCUACCUGCUUCUCAUUCUUAUCCUCUUUGAAUAUUUCUGGCUUUUCCAAGCUGGAAUACCUUCCUGAUACUUUACUUCAACAACUAGCUUUGCUUAAAGAACUGAAAGUCAACGACUGUGAUAAGCUCAGGUUGCUGACUCAAGAACAAAGCUUGUGGAAGCUCAGUUUGCUUCAACACCUGGAAAUUUGCAACUGUCCACAACUUGUUUCGUUGAAAGAUGAGGUGCUGCCCACUGCCAUUCUGAAGUCUUUCCGCAAAUAA
Dovyalis caffra is the source of this 2007-nucleotide messenger RNA. NCBI's taxonomy places the organism in Eukaryota, Viridiplantae, Streptophyta, Magnoliopsida, Malpighiales, Salicaceae. The record is from the annotation of a GenBank genome assembly.